AUGGCUGUCAGUACACCCACAGGCAAUUCUCCUCUACGAGUCGUGGUCUUUGACAAUCUGCGGGUACGCAGCCAUCUGUUCGCGAGGCUCUUCUCCGAGCAUCCACGGUUCUCGCAGAUCUACCAUCCAUUCAUGAUGGCCGGGUUCCUUGGGCCAGAGGGAGUACUGCCGAAACUCCGCCAUUCUGAGACAAGAAGCAAGGAGCUGGCAGAGGACUGGCAGCCACUCUGGGUGACUGAUACGCACGGGUCCUGUCGACGACAGCUUGAGGACGACGUUGCUCGCGUCGAAGCAGCUGGCAAAAACAUCUGGGUCAAUGAACACAGCUGCCUUGCAAUCAGACAAGAGGUCGCACUUGCUCACCUUCGUGGCCACCAAUACACGCCGCAGGAUCUGGGCCCGAAUCCAACCUACUGUCCAGACUGGCUCUUCGACACCUGCACGCCCAUGAUGGUUAUACGGCAUCCAGCGCUUAGUGUGCGUUCUCUGUACGACAUGGCGAUUCAGGUGCAAAAAGUGCGGCCAACUGACGAGGACUUUGUAAUGUGUACGUCGCUGCACUUCUGUCGGUUGCUGUUCGACCUGUUCAAAUCACAAGGCCGGACUCCGAUCGUAGCUGACGGCGAGGAUGUGGUUUUGAGGCGGAAGGGGAUGACCGAUGGUGUUUGCGAAGCGUUGGGCAUCGAUCCAGAUGGCGUGGUCGAGCAAUGGGACCCUACACCAUUGGAUCAGCGGCCACAGCACCCCAUGAUCGCGGCGUUCACGAAGACGAUACACGAGUCACACGGCAUCGAGUUCCCAAAUGAGAACAACAAGCCAGUUGAUGUGGAGACCGUGCUGGACACAUUGGUAGAACGGUAUGGCGAGGACCUCGCCGCGGAGUUGAAGAGGCAUAUUGAUCUCAGCACCCCAGAUUAUCAGUACAUGAAGCAGUUUGCGGUGUAG
This is a messenger RNA of Saxophila tyrrhenica, 945 nucleotides long. RefSeq lists its product as uncharacterized. The transcript has 3 exons. The record is from RefSeq and is a predicted model, not a curated record. NCBI's taxonomy places the organism in Eukaryota, Fungi, Ascomycota, Dothideomycetes, Mycosphaerellales, Extremaceae. Bases 1 to 945 code for a protein of 314 amino acids.